Boeremia exigua is the source of this 514-nucleotide messenger RNA. Its product is annotated as 60S ribosomal protein L32-A. The transcript is spliced from 5 exons. NCBI's taxonomy places the organism in Eukaryota, Fungi, Ascomycota, Dothideomycetes, Pleosporales, Didymellaceae. Gene Ontology annotation, biological process: translation. Bases 89 to 484 code for a protein of 131 amino acids. Gene Ontology annotation, molecular function: structural constituent of ribosome. Gene Ontology annotation, cellular component: cytosolic large ribosomal subunit; ribosome. The record is from RefSeq and is a predicted model, not a curated record.
GACCGUCCAAGACUAACCUCACAGCAUUCAAAGUACGUCGCCCACACCAAAUACCGCCCGCCUACCGCUCGAAUACUGAUUGCCCCAGAUGGCCGCCGCUAAGAAGCAUGUCCCGAUCGUCAAGAAGCACACGAAGCGCUUCAACCGCCACCAGUCGGACCGCUUUAUGCGCGUCGACCCCUCGUGGCGCAAGCCCAAGGGUAUCGACAACCGCGUCCGCAGGCGGUUCAAGGGCCAGGCUGCUAUGCCCAAGAUCGGUUACGGAUCCAACAAGAAGACCCGUCACCUGAUGCCCUCCGGCCACAAGGCCUUCGUCGUCAACAACGUUGCCGACGUCGACCUCCUCCUCAUGCACAACACCACCUUCGCCGCCGAGAUCGCCCACGCCGUUUCCGCCCGCAAGCGCAUCGACAUCAUCGCACGCGCCAAGCAGAUCGGCGUCAAGGUCACCAACGGCCAGGCCCGCGUCAAGACCGAGUCGUAGAUGUAGAGUGUAGCGAAGGGUUUCCACUGG